This is a messenger RNA of Puma concolor (puma), 1287 nucleotides long. Lineage: Eukaryota; Metazoa; Chordata; Mammalia; Carnivora; Felidae. The record is from RefSeq and is a predicted model, not a curated record.
AUGCUCUUUCAGGGGUCAUUGGCAUUGGAGGAUGUGGCCGUGAACUUCACACAGGACGAGUGGCAGCUCCUGGACUCUGCUCAGAAGAACUUGUACAGAAAUGUGAUGCUGGAGAAUGUGAGCAGUCUCGUGUCCCUGGGGUUUCAACUUAUCAAACCAGAUGUGAUCUUCAAACUGGAGCGAGAGCAGCCUUGGAUAAUAGGCGAAGAGGUCCCAAGUCAGAGCUUGUCGGAAUACUGGAAAGUUGACGACUACAAAGCUUGGCACCAAGAACUCCAAGACAGGAUUAAAAAAUCGGAACAAGUCCAUGAAACUAAUGCCAGUGGAAAAACAUUCCAAUCCAGCGUGAACCUUGCACCAUUAAAGCAAAAGUCCAGUAAGCAUGUCUCAAAUGGAAAACAUCUGAAACACUCGUUAGGUUUAUUUAGUGAGGCUGGAAACCGUGGAAGAAGGAAACCUGGUAAAUUCAAUGGAUAUGAGAAAUCCUUUUUCUAUACCGAACAUGGAAAAACUCACGUUGGAGCAAAAUGCUACGAAUGUAAUGAUUGUGGAAAAGUCACCAGCAAGAAGUCACGACUCAUUGUACAUCAGAGAACACACACAGGAGAGAAACCAUUUAAAUGUAGUGAAUGUGGCAAAGCCUUUUCCCAGAAGUCACACCUUGUGACACAUCAGACGGUUCACACAGGAGAAAAACGUUAUGGAUGUGAGUGUGGGAAGGCCUUCUCUAGAAAGUCUCAUCUCAUUACACACCAGAGAACUCACACAGGAGAGAAACCUUAUGAAUGCAGUGAGUGCAGCAAAGUCUUUUCUCAGACGUCACAGCUCAUUAUUCAUCAGCGAAGUCAUACAGGAGAGAGACCGUAUGCAUGUGGUGAAUGUGGGAAAGGCUUUAGUGGGAAAUCGCAACUUAUCACUCAUAAGAGAACCCAUAUAGAUGAAAAGCCCAGUAAAUGCAAUGAAUGUGGGAAAGCCUUCAGAGAGAAGUCAAGUCUCCAUAAACAUCAGAGAAUUCAUUCAGGAGAGAAACCAUAUGGGUGCAGCGAAUGUGGGAAAGCCUUCAGUGGGAAGUCACUCCUCCUCAGACAUGAGAAAACUCAUUCAGGAGAAAAGCCCUAUGGAUGUAAGGAAUGCACGAAGGCAUUUAUUUGGAAGUCACAGCUCAUCAUACAUCAGAGGACUCACACAGGAGAGAAGCCCUAUGGAUGUAGCACUUGUGGGAAAGCUUUUUCCCAGAAAUCACACCUCAUGAUACAUCAGAGAACUCACACAGAAGAGAAACCCUAG